GCAUUUAAGACUUGCAAACAUGGAGACUUCUUCAAUGCUUUCCUCGUUGAAUGAUGAGUGUAAGUCUGACAACUACAUUGAGCCUCACUACAAGGAAUGGUAUCGAGUUGCUGUUGACACCCUGAUCGAACAUGGAUUAGAGGCAUACCAAGACUUUCUUGUCAAAGAACGUGUUUCAGACUUUCUAGCUGAGGAAGAAAUUAAUUAUAUUCUGAAAAAUGUCCAGAAGGCUGCGCAGAGUACCACGCAUGGAGCUGAUAAUUCUGGUGAUGACAACUCAUCUUCCGGAACGUACUGGCCCGUCGAGUCUGAUGUGGAAGCUCCCAAUCUUGACCUGGGCUGGCCUUAUGUGAUGCCCGGACUCCUAGGGAGUACCCAGGUAGACCUCCUCUUCCAUCCACCGAGAGCACAACUGCUUACCAUAAAGGAAACCAUUCGGAAAAUGAUCAAGGAAGCAAGAAAGGUCAUUGCUUUAGUGAUGGACGUAUUUACAGAUGUGGACAUUUUCAAAGAAAUAGUAGAGGCAUCAACUCGAGGGAUAUCUGUGUACAUUUUGCUUGAUGAGUUCAAUUUUAAUCACUUUCUCAACAUGACUGAAAAACAGGGUUGUCAAAUUCAACGACUCAGGAACAUCCGAGUGCGGACAGUGAGCGGCCAAGAUUAUCUUUCAAAAACGGGAGCAAAAUUCCACGGAAAAAUGGAACAGAAAUUUUUGUUAGUUGACUGCCAGAAAGUCAUGUAUGGUUCUUACAGUUAUAUGUGGUCAUUUGAGAAAGCUCACCUCAGCAUGGUUCAGAUAAUCACAGGCCAACUUGUUGAGUGCUUCGAUGAAGAAUUUAGAACUCUCUACGCCAGGUCCUGUGUCCCCAGUCCGUUUGCUGAGGAAGAGUUGGCGAGGAAAAAGCAAGGCAAAGCACUCUGGGAGAAUGGCACAUACCAGCGCUCAGUCUCCUCCUUAGCUUCCGUUUCCAGCCAAAGAAACCUCUUUUGUAGACAAGACAAAAUUCAUAUCCUAGAUUCUAGUUACUUCACAGGCAGAGGGAUAUAUCCCCUCAAUGAGCAUGACAAAUACGGCAUAAGAAAUCAUGGAUACAAACCUCAGUUUCUUCUAAAUUUUAAUGGUCCAAAUACAGCGCGUCAGUUUCAACCCAAUCAGAAAAAUGAAAACUGGAAAAGGCAUAGUUACGCUGGGGAACAGCCAGAAACAGCACCGUAUCUGCUGCUUCACAGGGCUAUGAAUCGAACCAACAAUCCUCCUGGUAGUUGGAAAAGGCCUUCAGAUAGUCUCAGUGUGACCUCCUCAUCUCGAGGGGGCUACACAGGGCUCCUCAACGCUCCCGCCCAGAGCUUUGCUGACCGGCUUGCUCAGAGAAAAACAACGAAUCUCCCGGAAAGGAACUCAAAUGUGCGCAGGUCUUUUAAUGGGACAGACAAUCACAUUCGCUUUUUACAGCAACGAAUGCCAACCCUUGAGCACACCACAAAGUCAUUCCUGCGCAAUUGGAGGAUCGAGUCCUACUUAAACGAUAACUCGGAAGCUGCGCUGGAUUCGAAUGGUUCAGCCUUAGGGGACCGAUUUGAAGGCUAUGAGAGUCCUGAGAAUUUGAAAGCCAAUGCCCUUUAUACGCAUUCUCGCCUUCGUUCUUCUUUUGUAUUUAAACCAACUUUACCGGAGCAGCAAGAAGUCAACAGUUGUACAACUGACUCCUCAAAUUCAACUAUCAUUGGUUCCCAGGGAAGUGACACACCUAAAAAGAUCCCAGAUGCCCCUACGGAUGCACAGCAUGUGACACAAAAACCUCUGCCCGAAUCAGACCCCAGAAUCAUGUCACAGUCAGAGACACCAAAAACACACACUUUACAGGUUCCUGAACACCAGUCAGCAGCUUUAAACCCAAUAGCAAGGAGCUAUACAGAAGCAAACAGCUAUUCUCAUGCAGUCUUGGGUGUAAAUAAGCAGACAGAAAAGCUCAAGAAUCAACAUGAGAAUCUGCUUAAAAGACGAAGUUUUCCAUCCUUUGACCACUCAAAAUCCAAUUUAGAUCACGGAAACAGUAAGAAUUAUGUAUAUAGUACACUUACAAGGAAUCGAGUUAGACAACCAGAAAAACCCAAAGAGAAUUUGAUGAAAAGUUCUAAAAGUAUGCACAAUGUGACCCAAAACAUAGAGGAGGAAGAGGAGGAGGAGGAGGUUAUCCACAGGGUCCCUCCGGGUGGCAGUGCCACCAAGUCCAUUUCCAUGGCUGCCUUACUUGAUAUGAACAAAGAGGAAUCCAACAAGGAACUCACUUCAAAGAAAGACGCGAAGGGGUCUCCGAGUUUUUUGAAGAAGGGAUCUCAGAAGUUAAGGUCUUUACUUAGCCUCACCCCGGAAAAGAAAGAAAAUCUAUCCAAAAAUAAAUCUUCUGCAUUCUAUAGAAUUUGUAGUAGCUCUGACACGUUAGUUUCAGAGGGGGAAGAGAAUCAAAAACCAAAGAAGUCAGAACCCAAAGUUGAUUCUUCUCCUAGAAGAAAGCGUUCUUCUUCAUCAAACUCCCAAGGAAGUCUCCACAAGAGUAAGGAAGAUGUAACGACAGUGAGCCCAUCUCAGGGGGCCAAUUCUUCAUCAGAAGAAAGCAGUAAAAUAAUUCCUUCUCCCAGGCCAGCUGAAAGAAAGUUCCUGGAGAAGGGAGGAGACGCCUCCACCCCAAGAUUUAACACUGAGCAGAUUCAGUACCGAGAUUCAAAGGACACUCAUGGAGUUGUUGCUCCUGAGAGAAGACCAACCUCUCCUCCAAAGCCAAAGCCUAGUGAGCUGUUAAGAUCUCAUUCAACAAACCAGCGUGUUUACAGUCGUUUUGAGCCAUUUUGUAAGAUUGAGAGCUCUACUCAGCCAACAAGCAACAUUCCAAAUACCAACAUCAACCACCCAGAAAGAAAAUCUGCAUCUAUGAGCAACAGUUAUGGCAGGUGCAGCCCAAUGCUUAAUUAUAAUGCUGGAGUUUAUCAAGCAUAUCAACCCAAUGAAAACAAGUUUCGAGGAUUUAUGCAAAAGUUUGGGAACUUCAUACACAAAAACAAAUGAAAUGCUGUAAUCUCAAAUAGCUAUUAAAACAUAAAUUGAAUGUGGCUAGUAAUGUUUGCCCAAGGGAUGCUGCAGACAAUUUUUGUGCCAUGCAAAUAGAUUUCUUGGGUGCAGAAUUGUGGUUAUGCUGUAUAUGUUCUUCAGUGCAGAGUGUACAGUACAGGUAUUCUUUUGUGUGACAAAAUUAGUUACACUUAAUUACUUAU
Fukomys damarensis (Damara mole-rat) is the source of this 3270-nucleotide messenger RNA. It is a transcript of the gene Sack1b, whose product is annotated as family with sequence similarity 83 member B. NCBI's taxonomy places the organism in Eukaryota, Metazoa, Chordata, Mammalia, Rodentia, Bathyergidae. Gene Ontology annotation, cellular component: membrane; cytoplasm. The transcript is spliced from 4 exons. Bases 20 to 3064 code for a protein of 1014 amino acids. Gene Ontology annotation, biological process: epidermal growth factor receptor signaling pathway. The record is from RefSeq and is a predicted model, not a curated record.